Messenger RNA from Lachancea thermotolerans CBS 6340, 591 nucleotides. It is a transcript of the gene TIM22, whose product is annotated as translocation channel protein TIM22. NCBI's taxonomy places the organism in Eukaryota, Fungi, Ascomycota, Saccharomycetes, Saccharomycetales, Saccharomycetaceae. The record is from RefSeq and is a predicted model, not a curated record. Bases 1 to 591 code for a protein of 196 amino acids. The transcript has a single exon. Gene Ontology annotation, molecular function: transmembrane protein transporter activity. Gene Ontology annotation, biological process: protein insertion into mitochondrial inner membrane. Gene Ontology annotation, cellular component: TIM22 mitochondrial import inner membrane insertion complex.
AUGGUCUAUCGUGGCUUCGGCCUUGAGCAAGUGUCUCCGCCUCCCAAUAAACCCUUCAAUGAAAUGACACCAGAAGAACAGGGCGAACAUGGAGCACAGAUGAUGGUAAAUUUCAUGACUUCGUGUCCUGGAAAAACAGCUAUCAGCGGUGUGACUGGUUUCGCACUUGGUGGUGUGUUUGGUCUUUUCAUGGCUUCUAUGGCUUAUGAUACGCCACUUCAUACUCCUACUGUGCCCGGCGAAUCGCAGCUUCCAAGUAAUGUUAAACACAUAUCUGACCUGCCUUUCAAGCAACAAGUCAAGCUACAGUUCGCAGAUAUGGGAAAAAGAGCCUACUCAAGUGCCAAAAAUUUUGGUUAUAUUGGUAUGAUCUAUUCUGGUGUCGAGUGUGUAAUCGAGUCAUUGAGAGCCAAAAACGAUAUUUACAAUGGAGUGACCGCGGGCUGUCUGACUGGUGGCGGUUUAGCAUACAAGAGUGGGCCAUCUGCUGCCCUUAUGGGCUGCGCGGGCUUCGCGGCCUUUUCAACUGCCAUCGAUCUUUACAUGAGACAGGAGAAUGGCACUCCUCCAAAAAAUGAUUUUGACGAGUAA